CUGUUGGGCUGUUGACAGGAUUAUUUGGGUAUUUUGGGUUUUAGCUGUGAGCUGUCGCAGUUUUAUCGACCGUUUUCCAUAUCGCGGCAGUGAUUCACUUUCCACCCACUGCAAAGUGUAAGCAAUCGUUGUUCCUUCGAAAAACCGAAAGCAGCUAGCUUGUGCCGAAUCGCGCUUCCGCUUUGGCUAGACAGCGCCCCGGAGUGACGGUGUCGCGAUGGCGUCCAUGUUCGACCAGUACUCGAGCGACCUGAUACGGGAAAGCUCCACCGAUCCGGAUGCUAGCGCCGAGCCGAAAACGUCCGGGUACGUGAGCGUGCGGACGCGGAAGGAGGUGCCCAUCUUCACCAAGCAGAAGAUGAACCUGAACCUGCCGUCCGGCAUCCUCUUCCUCUCUGUGCAGAACGACUGGCUGAUGAUGCUGAUGACCAACCUGACCGUGCUGCGCAUGAACCUGAAGCAGCCGGACAAGUUCACCGAGGUGCCGAUCGACAAGACGAUCGGUGGGCUGCGUCCGUCGAGCAUCUACGUCGAUCCGCUCGGGGCGCACCUGUUCCUCACCUUUCUGCCCAAAUCGCCCGGCUUCACGCCCGAGCUGCUCUACCUGCAGCGCAACAGCUUCAAGCCCAAGUUUGUGACGAAGCUGAAGGACCAGGAAAUUACCGCGGUCGGGUUCAACCACGUAAACACGUCCGAGACGAGCACCGGGCCGAUACUGCUCGGGACGGCCCACGGUGUGAUCUGGGAGGCGGAGGUCGGGCUGGAAAGUGGCGACAAGCUGGUGCAGCAGAACGUGCGGCACGCGUUCGACGUGGGCAAGGGCGAGCCGCGCCCGAUCACCGGGCUGGAGUUUUAUCUCAAGACGGAGCAGAAAAGCCUGCACUGCAUCGUGCUGGUGCUGACGGUGGACCGGCUGUACAAGUUCCACAACACGAUCCGGUCGGGUGGCGGUUCGCUUGCCGGUUCGACAGCCACCGCAGCGCAGGAGCUGAAGCUCGGCGGCUACCUGCAGAAGGUGUUCGGCCCGUACCAGAACGUGGACGACCAGUUGCGCGACUUCGAGGAGCUGUCGGUGGGCGGCAGCAAGGGCACUGGCAGCGGCUCAGCCAGUGCCGGCAGCUGGCCGAAGCUGGUGUUCAACUACGAGGAGGACUUCCCGAAAAGCUUCGGCUGCCUGACGGAGCACGGCAUCAACUAUCAGGAGAUCGAUCCUGCCAUCAACCAGGCCCAGUUUGUGGUGCAGAAGGAGCUGAUCACGUACCCGGAGCCGCGGUACGUGCCGCCCGCCACCAACUCGCACAAGGUGGCGCCGCGCACCAACUGUCCGCUCUCGUUCAUACUGACCGACUUUCACGCGCUGCUGCUGUACGCGGACCACGUCAGUGCGAUCUCGCUGCUGGACUAUCAAGUUGUGUACGAGGAGUACUUCGUCGAGCAGUACGGGCGGCUCAUCAACAUCGUGAAGGACGUCCGUUCGAACGUUACGUUCGUGUACAGCAACAAGCUGAUCUUUCGCUACAAGAUCGUGAACGAGCAGCGUAACGCCUGGCGGCUAUACGCCGACCGGCAAAAAUUCGAGCUCGCCCUGCAGUACUGCAACAAAAAUCCGGCCCACCGGGACAUUGUGCUGGUGAAGCAGGCGCAGUCGUACUUCUACGCCGGCGACUACCUGCAAGCGGCGGCCAUCUUCUCCGAAACGCAGCUCAGCUUCGAGGAGGUGUGCCUGAAGUUUCUGCAGAAAAACAGCAACCAAGCGCUGCUGCUCUACCUGCGCAACCGGCUCGGGCAGCUGAAGCCGCACGAGAAAACGCAAAUCACCAUGCUGAUCGUAUGGAUCGUGCAGCUCUUUCUGGUGGAGCUGUCCCACCAGCGCGGGUCGGGCGGGGGCGAAAAGGCGACGCGCGACCUGCAGAAGCAGUUCGAAGCGUUCAUGGCUAGCCGGCCGGUGAUGGCGUGCGUGCGCCGGAACCGGACCGCCAUCUACGACCUGAUGGCGUCGUACGGCGACACACACAAUCUGACCGCGUUGACCACGAUCAACCAGGACUACGAGUCGGUACUCCAGCAGUACAUUAACCAGGGCCGGUACGAGGAUGCGCUCGGGGUGCUCAGUGCCCAGAACCGGCCCGAGCUCGUCUACCAGUAUGCGCCGAUCGCGAUGGAGGUGCUGCCGGCAGCCACGGUCAGCAUGCUGAUUGGGCAGGGGCACCGGCUCGAUCCGGUUCGGCUGAUGCCGGCGAUGCUCUGUCUCGAUACGCCGCAGCACGCGCACGAAACGGUGCGCUACCUCGAGUACUGCAUCCAUUCGCGGGGCUGCGUCGAGCCGGCCCUGCACAACUAUCUCAUCCAGCUGUACGGUGUGCACUUUCCCGAGCAGCUGCUCACGUUUCUCGAGUCGCAGGGCCGCGAUACGACGAUGGUGCAUUACGAUCCGCAUUACGCGCUGCGGAUCACGCUCCGGCACGAUAUCCGGCCGGCGAGCGUGUUCCUGCAAUGCUUGCUCGAGAUGUGGGUGCCGGCGGUGCGGCUAGCGCUGACCCUGGAGGAUGCCGAGGCCGCCCGACAGCUCGCCCGCCAAACGGCCGCACAGCCAAGCGAUCGGGUGCUGCGCAAGCGGCUCUGGCUACUGAUCGCCGAGCACGAAAUCAAAGGCACGCGGGACGAGGAAGUCCAGCGAGCGCUCGGCAUACUGCAGGAGUGUGACCAGCUCCGGAUCGAGGACCUGCUGCCCUACUUUUCCGACUUUCAGCGCAUCGACCAUUUCAAGGAGGCGAUCUGCCGCUCGCUGAAGGAGUACAACGUGAAGAUACAGGAGCAGCGACGCGACAUGGAAGAGUCUGCCAAGUCCGCCAACCGGGUCCGGCAGGAGCUGCAAACCUUCCGCAGCCGAUCAGUGACGGUCAGCGCACAGGAGCAGUGCACCGUCUGCGGCAUCUAUCUGAUGCUGAAACCGUUCUUCGUCUUCCACUGCGGCCACAAGUUCCAUGCAGACUGUCUCGAGCGCCAGGUGCUGCCGUACCUGAGUCCUGAAAUGUCGGAUCGAUUGACGAUGCUGAAACAAUCGCUCGCUACGGCCCAGCACGCGGUCGAGAGUGCUGCAUCGGCUGGAGUAGGAUCGGCUAACGCACUGGAGGCCGCCCCCGUAGCGCCCAUCUCACACAAGGAAAAGCUCAAGAGCGAAAUCGAGGCCAUCAUCUCGUCCGAAUGUUUGUACUGUGGCAAUCUAAUGAUCAAUGCGCUCGACAAACCGUUCGUCGAAAACUGGCAGCAGGCCGAUAGCGAAUGGGACUAGGUGGCUUGCCCUACGCUGCAGGCGUUGACUUUGACUUUGCUGCGAUGCCUAAGUUUCUAUGCUGUUCGGACCACGCGCCAUUCCAUUCUGCAAUAUGUAUAGGGACAGUGUACGCUUUAUACCGCUCAUAAGGAGCAUUUAGAUUUCUGAAAUAGUUUAUUUCGAUUAUUUACAUUAUCUUUUCACUUUUUUGAUGUGUAUAGCAAAUUUAAUUAAAGUUCAAAGUUCGGUUCGGUUUAUUGUGAAGAAAAAUGUAUCACUCGAUCAAACUCAAAGCGCUAGGCAUGCGAGCAAAAGAGGCGUGCUGCCGGUAAUGAUUUUUGUAUUAUUGUACGAUCCUUCCGGUUGAGCCGGUCUCGUAGUACAGUCAUCAACUCGUACGACUGAACAACAUGCCCGUCAUGGGUUCAAUCCCCAAAUAGACCGCGCCGCCAUACGUAGGACUGACUAUCCUGCUAUGGGGGAAAUCAAUUUGUCACUGAAAGCCAAGCCUACAAGUGGGCACAGGCAGGCCGUUUGACCGACAUCGGUUGUUGAGCCAAAGAAGAAGAAGAAGUACGAUCCUUCGAAAGGAAUGCUGUAAUGCAAAUGGUAUUAAACUGUUCAUCUAUCUAUUCAAUACAUUUAUCUAUUGUUACAAUUGCAUGCAUGCAUUUCGUAUUAUCUUUUUUAAUUAUAAUCUUUUGGUCUUUGGCAGAUUGGUAACAAAUCACGAAAUGUUGUGUUUGUUAGCGGCAAAAUAAUGUAACCUUCAUCUCUAUAACCAUCUACCCAAUUAUGUUUUAGUAUGUAUGUAUGAGUUUGUUUUGCACUUUAUGUUAUUACUUUAUUUUGAUAAUAUUCAGAUAUUUACAGUGGAGCGCCGUUUAUCCGGGUACCUUUUAUCCGGCAGUCCGUUAAUCCGUGCUGUUGAAAAAUGACAGUUCAAUACAAAGGUGACAUUGCCAGGAUAUUUAUGAGGAGGAUAUUUGAAACAGCGGUUAUUCUUAUAACAUUGUCAUAACAAAAAACAUUAUAAAUCAUGGCAAAUUUCAAAUAUUCUCAUUGGAAAAACAUGAAGUUGAUAAAAACUGGGUUAUUUUUACUAAAAAAUAAAAUAAUUUUUCAAAAAUUAA
Molecule: messenger RNA, 4407 nt
Organism: Anopheles gambiae (African malaria mosquito)
Lineage: Eukaryota; Metazoa; Arthropoda; Insecta; Diptera; Culicidae
Gene: dor
Product: vacuolar protein sorting-associated protein 18 homolog
Exons: 3
Coding region: 218-3292 (1024 amino acids)
Biological process (GO): lysosome organization; organelle fusion; intracellular protein transport
Cellular component (GO): HOPS complex; endosome
Molecular function (GO): protein-macromolecule adaptor activity
Source: RefSeq, a predicted model, not a curated record